CUUUCUUUCUUUUAAUUUUUUUUUGUCCAAAUCAUCUUACUUUCCUCCAUUUCUUCUUCUCUUUCGAAGUUCUGGUCUAUGGGCUGCUGAACCUGAGUAGAAAUCUUCGGAAGCAGAAGAAAAACAUGUAAAGUGCUCCUCCAUCUUGCUCUAUUACGCUUUAUCUUGACCUAGCAAAGAAGCUGAAAUUGCGGACAUAUGACAUUCUGACUGUACCACAAAUAUGGAUUUCUUGAAGUUUAAAUCUUCAGGUGGUGCUUCUCUUUGUAACGCAUCUUCAAAUUUCAGUAAUACAAUGCUUGAGAAGAACCAUUUUGAACAACCGGGGAGAAUUAGUCAUCACGCUGUUGAGACUGAUGUGGAUGUAGAUCUUAGAGAAGUGUACUUUUUGAUUAUGCAUUUUCUAUCUUCUGGUCCUUGUCAGAGGACUUUUGGGCAACUCUUUGAUGAACUUCUGGCACAUCAGCUUCUGCCUAGACGAUAUCAUGCUUGCUAUUCAAGUAACAGUGUCGGCAAUGAAAAUGAUGACGGUGAUGGGAUCUCUCUCCCGUUGAGUUACAGUAAAUUGGUGGAAAGGUAUUCUCAUAUUGAGAAGGAUCAUUUGGUGAAGCUUCUAAAGCAAUUGAUAAUGUUUACAGCCUCUCCUGGGCAUGGCAAGGUUGGAGACAGUGCUCCAAAUGCAGCUGAUGUUCCUACAUUGCUGGGAUCUGAUUCCUUUUCGCUUCUGAAUUGUGAUAGGAGGGUGGAGAAUAAGCGAGUUAAGCCUCUACCUGCAUACAUGCGGUGGCCUCAUAUGCAGGCCGAUCAAGUGCGUGGGCUUUCUUUGAGAGAAAUUGGAGGUGGUUUUACGAAGCAUCGUCGUGCACCAUCUAUUCGUUCUGCAUGUUAUGCCAUUGCUAAACCGUCGACGAUGUUCCAAAGGAUGCAGAAUAUGAAGAAAUUACGAGGGCACCGAGAUUCCGUCUAUUGUGCUAUAUUUGAUCGCACAGGGAGAUAUGUAAUUACUGGUUCAGAUGAUCGUCUUGUUAAGAUUUGGUCAAUGGAAACGGCUUACUGCUUAACCAGUUGUCGUGGACAUGAAGGUGACAUUACUGACUUGGCCGUUAGUUCUAACAAUCUUUUGGUGGCUUCUGCUUCAAAUGAUUUUGUCAUUCGAGUUUGGCGAAUACCAGAUGGAGCACAAAUUUCGGUUUUACGUGGGCAUACUGGAUCUGUUACUGCCAUUGCGUUUAGUCCCAGGCCUACCUCUGUCUACCAGCUUUUAUCGUCAUCAGAUGAUGGAACUUGUCGAAUCUGGGAUGUAAGGUCUUCCCAAUGCAGUCCACUCAUUUACCUACCAAACCCUAGCGCUGCUAUUGGUAAGAGCAAUGGCUCAUCUAUCCAUGGAUCCUUAUUCAGUAAUGGUUUACAGAGCCACCAAAUUCUCUGCUGUGCUUAUAAUGCCAAUGGAACUUUUUUUGUCACCGGAAGCUCUGACACGUAUGCAAGAGUCUGGAGUGCUUGUAAACUUAAUGUUGAGGACUCGGAACAACCCAUUCAUGAGUUAGAUUUACUAUCUGGCCAUGAAAAUGAUGUCAAUUAUGUGCAAUUUAGCGGUUGUGCAGUGCCCACAAGAUCAUCAACUUCUGACAUUGUGAAGGAGAACAUUCCAAAGUUCAAAAAUUCCUGGUUCUGUCAUGACAACAUAGUUACCUGUUCUCGUGAUGGUAGUGCAAUAAUCUGGAUUCCAAGAUCACGUAGAUCCCAUGGAAAAAUUGGACGCUGGGUACGUGCUUAUCAUCUAAGAGUUCCACCUCCACCGUUGCCUCCUCAACCUCUUCGAGGAGGGCCGCGCCAGAGAUUACUUCCAACACCUCGGGGUGUCAAUAUGAUCAUAUGGAGCCUGGAUAAUCAUUUUGUUCUUGCAGCUAUAAUGGAUUGCAGAAUAUGCGUUUGGAAUGCUGUUGAUGGUAGCUUAGUUCAUUCCCUGACUGGUCACACUCAAUCUUCUUAUGUUUUAGAUGUUCAUCCUUUCAAUCCUCGGAUAGCCAUGAGUGCUGGCUAUGAUGGGAAAACCAUAGUUUGGGAUAUAUGGGAGGGCUCUCCUAUCAGGACAUAUGAAGUUGGGCCCUACAAGUUGGUUGAUGGGAAGUUUUCUCCGGAUGGGACAUCGAUUGUACUUUCUGAUGAGGUAGGGCAGAUAUAUUUACUCAACACAGGUCAGGGUGAGUCUCAAAAGGAUGCCAAGUAUGAUCAGUUCUUUCUCGGGGAUUAUCGCCCCCUUAUCAGAGACAGUUCAGGAAAUGUUCUUGAUCAGGAGACACAACUUCCUCCUCAUCGAAGGAACAUCCAAGAUCCUCUUUGUGAUUCAAGUCUAAUUCCUUAUCCGGAACCUUAUCAAACCAUGUACCAGAAUCGUCGACUUGGUGCCUUGGGUCUUGAGUGGCAUCCUUCAUCUAUAAAUCUUGUUGUUGGCCAAGAUAUCAGUUUAGGCCAAGAUUAUCUAAUGCCUCCUUUGGAGGAUUUGGAUAGAAUUUUUGAGCCACUACCACAGUUUAUAGAACCCAUGUACUGGGAACCAGAAAAUGAAGCUGUGAGUGAUGACCCUGAUUCGGAGUACAAUGUUGCGGAGGAAUGUUUCAGUGAAGGCGAGCGAGAUAGUUUGGGUUCCCACUAUUCUAGUGAACCUGAACGUAGUGCAGAUGACAGUGAUCCAGUGGCAGGUAAUAAAGAUGGUCUUCGCAAGUCAAGAAGAAGAAAUCAUGCCACUGGAAUGGAGAUGACUUCAGGAGGAUGUGUCAGAAAGAGAAAUUCUGAUGAAUAUGAUGGCUCUUUAUCUGGAAGCAACAGAGUUAAGAAAUCAAAAAGUUGGCGGAAAGCUUCCAAGAGGAAGUCCUCCACAAAAUCCUUGAGACCACAACGAGUUGCCGCUCGCAAUGCUCUAAGUAUGUUCUCAAAAAUGAAUGAAAGGUCUACGGAUGGGGAUGAUGUAGAUGAUUCUGAAGAUGAUUCUUCAGACAGUGACUUGGUGCUGCAAGAUUCAGGGAGCUGGAAAUUGGAUAGAAACUUCGAGCAUCUGAAGGAUACACGCAAAGAUCAACCAUCAUUGGUUGGUUCUGAAGAUAUAGUAAGGACUUCUGAAGUUUCUGAGUUGCAAUUAAAUUCUGGAAGCAGGAAGAGAUUAGUUGUUAAGUUUACUCGUCCUAAAAAGCCCGUCCCUUCAGAAGAAGGCAGACCAAUUAGUGGCAAAGAGGCUGAUUCUACGAACCCGUCUUUUCAAGAACAUACAGAAGAGCACAUGGUUGGUAUAAGCUCAAAAUAUGCAGAGUUAUCUUCCUCAAAUGGCAUGGAUGAUCAGCCAUGCCAGAAUCACAAAGGUGUUUACACUGCAGAAGGUAGGCAUCCUGAUAGGGCUGAGGACUGUGCGGUUGAAUGUGCAGGUGAGAAAGGGAAAAAAAUCGGAUGGAGAGAGGUUAGGAUUUGCACCUCAAAAAGCUCACUAUUGGAAGGUGGCAUGCCAUCUGAUGCAUACACUGAAAAUUUUGAUACCCAGAAGGAAAGCUCAAGAGACGUGAAUAGGGAUGAUAAGCAAUUUGGAAGUGAUGCAUUGCAGGAAGCAACUGUUGUGGAAAUCAGAAAGCCUUCUCCUGAUACUGAGUCGUCACCUCUGAUUGACUGUAAACAGAAAGCUGAUACUUCCACAACCUCACCUCUAAUUGACCACAAACUGAAAGGGAAAGCUGAUGCUUCCACAGCCUCCGGUACUGAAAAUCUCAAAGAGAACGCUCUACCUAAGUUAAAAUUUAUAAUAAAAACGAAAAGUACUUCACAUGACUCUAGAAGUCUUUCUAAUGUAAUAACUGCAGUAGAUGAGCAGCACAAUGAUAGGAGGUAUGAUGUAAUGUCUGGAAGUCACUCAUGCAUGGUGCAUGAUCAUACUCUGACAGAAUCAGAGAAAGGUUCUGGUAGAUCAAGUUUUCAGCAUUCACUUCAAGCAGAUUCAAAGUUGAAGAUCGGCAAUGUUGUUCAGGAAAAGGAAAAGGCACAUGUGGCUAGAACUGAUCCAUUAGGUUUUUACGGUAUUAUUGGAGAAGAGACUUCAAGUUUGGCACACUACCAUCACUCAGGAACUGAUUUAUCCGAAGCAUCAAGUGACAUAUUACGUAGGACAAGAUCCAUGACAAUGAAGGCAACUUCGCAAGGGCCAAAUUCCAACUGUAGUUUUAAGAUGCGAGAAAUGCAUGGAUUCGUGGGAUCGUCAAAGAAUGAAGGGCGGUUCUCCAAAAAAGCAUGUGAUCAACAAUGGGUAUCUGGUUCAAAAGGAGCAGUUAGGUUAAGGUCUUCUAGAAACAAGCAGGGUGACCCAGGCAUUUUGACUGGAAAGGAGUCGGAGUCAAAUCACGCCAUCAGAAAAUUAUCAUGGCUGAUGUUGUCAAAGCAGGAGGGGGGUUACUCUUAUAUCCCUCAGCUUGGUGAUGAAGUUGCAUAUUUAAGACAGGGACAUCAAGGUUGUAUUAGAAUGAUUGGCUUACCAGAUGUAGGCCCUUGGACUAAGGGUAACGUACGUGCGGUUGAGAUCUGCAAGGUUAAAAAGCUUUCUUAUGCCACUCUUCCUGGUUCUGGGGACUGUUGCUGUAAAAUAACAUUGAAAUUUGUUGAUCCUUCAUCUGAUUUUUUUGGUCAAACAUUCGAGUUGACCCUACCUGACCUCAUCAGUUCUCCUGAUUUUGUCGUGGAGAAAACAUGGUUUGAUGAUUCCUGCAGUAGAAAUUGGGCCAAUGGGGAUAAAUGCUGGGUGUGGUGGAGAUCGAAUGAGAAUGGGGAAGGCGGUAGUUGGUGGGAAGGCAAAAUUAUCUCUUCAUCGGCUAUGUCUGAUAAAUUUCCUAAUAGUCCAUGGGAAAGAUAUUGUGUUCAAUAUGAGGGAGAUGAUGAGUUCCAUCUCCACUGUCCCUGGGAACUUCAUGACUCUGUCAUUCCAUUGGAUCAUGCACAUAUAGAUUUUGGAAACCGAGACAAGCUGCUGGAUCUAUUUGCUAAAUUGGAGCAGUCAGUGACUAGACACCAGGAUUGUUAUGGUUUCCAAAAAUUGAAUGACGCUGCUCAAAAGGUGGAUUUUCUCAACAGGUUUGCUGUCCCUCUAUAUCCUGAAAUAAUCGAGUUGAGGUUAAAGAAUAAUUACUACCGGAGAGUUGAAGCUCUGAAACAGGAUAUAGCUGUGAUGCUGUCAAAUGCCGAAUUAUAUUUUGCCAAGAGUGCUCAGUUAUCUGCGAAAGUGAAGCACCUAAAAGAUUGGUUUACGAGGAAACUGUCAAGAUUUUGAGGAAGUUAUGAUGCAGAUGUCCUAACUUCUUCAUCUUUUUGAUUGUAGUUGAUUCGGUUUUCAUAUUUGAACUCGAGGGAGUUUUGUUUUUUUCCACACUUCCUCACGAUUGUUGCAAUGACCACAGUGAUAAAAUAGAAGGGAAAAAAGGGGUAGUUUUUUCCAUUUUAGCAAAAAAAAAAAAAAAGAAAAGAAAAGAAAGGAGGAAUUCUGCAUCUGAUGUUGAGAACCCUUUUAUUCAGAUCUCUCGCCAUCGGUUUUGUCGGCUUUGUUCUUGCAA
Tripterygium wilfordii is the source of this 5579-nucleotide messenger RNA. Its product is annotated as bromodomain and WD repeat-containing protein 3. The record is from RefSeq and is a predicted model, not a curated record. Lineage: Eukaryota; Viridiplantae; Streptophyta; Magnoliopsida; Celastrales; Celastraceae. Gene Ontology annotation, molecular function: protein binding. The coding region runs from base 224 to 5299 and encodes 1691 amino acids. The transcript is spliced from 25 exons. Gene Ontology annotation, biological process: regulation of cell shape; cytoskeleton organization; regulation of transcription by RNA polymerase II. Gene Ontology annotation, cellular component: nucleus.